Molecule: messenger RNA, 1955 nt
Organism: Amaranthus tricolor (Joseph's coat)
Lineage: Eukaryota; Viridiplantae; Streptophyta; Magnoliopsida; Caryophyllales; Amaranthaceae
Exons: 10
Coding region: 134-1630 (498 amino acids)
Biological process (GO): post-translational protein targeting to endoplasmic reticulum membrane
Cellular component (GO): membrane; TRC complex
Molecular function (GO): protein binding; molecular adaptor activity
Source: RefSeq, a predicted model, not a curated record
AAUCAAUGAGUUGACACUCCUACAAUAAUUAUGUUCUCUAUUAUCUCCAUGUUAAUUCAUUAAUAAGUAUUGAUCGUCAACAUCAACACGAAACACCAACACCAACACCAACGCCGCCGUUGAAAGUUAAGUCAUGGCAAGGUUGAGGACUGAUAAUCCCACAUCUCGCCGUAUUGUUCGUGCUUUCUUGGAUUUUCUUCAUUCUGUUGAUCCUGCCCCUGGUGUUGAUCAUGAGGGUCUUGAAGUUGCCAAAGAUUGCUUAACAGAAGUUUUCGGACUUCAUCAGUUACCUGAGACUGAGCAACCAGAACCUAAUCUAUUGUUAAAUAUUUUUAGUUCAGAGAACGAAAGUCCUGAAACUGAACCCAAAACGAGCCAUAAUGAGGAGGCCCAGACUGGGCCAUCAACACAAAACUCUGCUACGGGCGAUUUACCUGGAACGUCAAAAGUUAAGGGUGAUGUUGGAGUGGAAGAAAAUAAUGGUACAGGGUUGUCUAAAGAUGAAAUUUUUGGGCAAUUUUUCGACGCGUUGGAGAAAAUUCGCUUCUUUAGGAUAACAUCAAGUGGAGAUGAUGACCAUGUUUUGCUGGAUAGAGCAACAUGUUUAUUCCAUGAUGCUGUUAACGAGAUAGAAAGAUCAGGAUGUACAAUACUUAAUCGAAAAAACUUGGCUGAUGCUUUGAAAGUAUUAGGCAACAAAGCAAUGGAAUCUAAUUAUGCGGAUGCUAUUGAGCGAUAUACUUGUGCUAUUGCACUUUUUGAAAAUGCAGUCUACUACUGUAAUAGGGCAGCUGCUUAUACUCAGAUGCACAAAUAUGAUGAAGCCAUUAAAGAUUGUCUCAAGGCCAUUGAAAUUGACCCAAAUUAUGGUAAGGCGUACAGUCGAUUGGGUCUUGCUUACUAUGCCCAGGGAAAGUAUAGUGAUGCAAUCAAUAAAGGUUUUAGAAAAGCAUUGGAAUUGGAUCCGAAUAAUGAUGCUGUCAAAGAAAAUAUUCGGGUAGCGGAGCAGAAAUUGAAUGAAGAACAAGAGCAAAGACGUGGGAAUCAGGAUUCAAGGAACCAUUAUAGCGGAACAUCGGGAAACCAGAGUGCACCUCAUCCAUUUGCUUCCUUUUCAUUUGAUCCUAGUACAAUUCCUGCCAAUUUCGCAAGCAUGUUCAGCAACAUGGCAGGAAGUGAAUCACACAACCAGAACGGCCAGGGCAGGCCGGCAGGUAAUCAGGAAACACAUAUCCCAUUUGUAUCUAGUACUAAUGCUAUUCCGGCAGAUAUUGCUAGCAUGUUCAUGAACACGACAGGAAAUGGUACAUUUCAAGGGCAGGGUGCUCAGAGUGAGCAAAAUGGUGAAAAUGGAGCUCAUCCAUUCUCAAAUUUUGCAAGUAUGUUCAUGAAUAUGGCCGGAAAUGGAUCUCAAGGACAAAAUACUCAGGGCCAACCUCAAGGAAGAAACAAUGCACGUGAUGAUCCAGGGAUAGGACUCGGAGGUGGCACAAGCUUUAGUUUCAACUUUAACGAUGUAGCACCCGAGGAAUUAAAUAGGACAGUCCGCUCAAUGAUGGGAAUGUUCUCUAGAGAACCUCAAGGAGAUCAACAGAAUAAUAAUGGUGAUGGAAGAUCUGCCUCAAGAUAAACUACUGGAAAUCUCUCGGUUUUGGUCAUUUCCAAUUCUCGAUCAUUUUCGAAGUUGCACAACUAGUAUACGUUACCUCUAAUCCUUUUCAAUCAUUUGUACAUAUGAUUAUUGUCUAUUGUAGUUUGUACGAGUUUUGUACAUUGCUGAUUAAAACAAAAAACUGUGGAAAAUCAUAGCAUGAUGAAUUAUGCUCUUGUUUACAUACUCUACUUAGUAGUUGAACUGUAAAACAGAAAACAAAAGGGUCAGCUUGUUUGUGAGCCUCAAAUAACUCUGCAAGUUGUCAGACCGAGUUAAUAUGAUAAGUGACCUGUUCUCAUCC